CACUGCUCCAAAGACAUUGCUGCCAACGUCCCCGCACGGGAAGCCCUGGAGGGUCUGUGGGCACAUGCUUUGAGCUUCAUGUGUCUUAAAUGUCAAUUCACUCCCCUCUGCUACAAAGAUUAUGGACACACUGACACACACACGCGCGCACACACACACACACACGCACGCGCCUCCACAGAAUUGGCUCUCGGUUGGUCCAUCGGUCUUUAUCCCUCCUUGUGCUGGCGGCGGUGGUGGUGUGCGACUGUGCGUGCGUGCGUGCGUGCGUCCGGACUGGAGCUCAUGCAGGAGCUGCUCGGACACCGACGACGUCAGUGAUGAAGAUGAGGCGGAUGACGAUGAAGACAACACAGAGUGUGGCUCAAACGCAUGACCGCUGUCCUUCCCAAAUUGCCAAGAGUGCUGUUUUCGUUGUGUGCGCGGACCCAUGACAACUUCAGAGGUUACAGCCGGCAGCAGCAGCAGUGUCGGGGUUUCCACUGGAUAUUUCCUCACGUCUUGCUCAUAAAAAAAUCACGUCUUGCUCAUGGAAAAUCUGAGUUAAGGUGUUACCAUUACGCGAGGUGUGCGCGACGUUGGACGGACCGUGGCUGUUGUUGCGUAAAAGCGCCCGUGCUGCCAGUUUUGGAGAGUUGUGACGCGCGGUGUGCUGCUCCAGGAUGAACAGCUCAAAUCAAAGGCACAGACAGAAGCAGGAGAGACAAAGGUGGUUCAUUCUGAACCGGGGCGUCAGACCGUGUGAGGCCCAGACCGGCUCCGCUCGUCUCUGCCUGCCGAUGGACAGCGACAUCCAGAAGAAGAUCGACCAUGAGAUCCGGAUGCGCGAUGGAGCCUGCAAGCUGCUGGCCGCCUGCUCCCAGAGAGACCAGGCGCUGGAGGCGGCCAAGAGCCUGCAGACCUGCAGCACUCGAAUCAUGGCCUACAUGUCGGAGCUGCAGAGGAUGAAGGAGGCCCAGGUCAUGCAGAAGGUCACGCGAAGGUCGUCGGACGCCGGGCCGAUGGACGACAGACUCCCAUGCAAAGGAAAAGUGGCCAUCUCAGAUCUUCGUAUCCCUCUCAUGUGGAAAGACACGGAGUACUUCAAGAACAAAGGAGAGCUCCAUCGAUGUGCUGUGUUCUGCCUGCUGCAGCUGGGAGGAGAGAUCUUUGACACAGACAUGGUGAUAGUGGACCGGACGCUCACUGAUAUCUGCUUUGACAACACCAUUGUAUUUUCUGAGGCCAGCCCGGGCUUUGAGCUGCGCGUCGAGCUGUACAGCUGCUGCUCGGAGGACGACUACUCAGCAGGAAGCACGCCAAGGAAGCUCGCCAGUAAACUGAGCUCCUCCCUGGGCCGGUCAGCUGGGAAGAAGUUCCGGGCUGCCAUGGAGCCUGGGCCGUGCAGUCCUGUCAGCAACGGGGGGGCAUCUCCCCUCCUGCUGCCAGUUCCCUCUGUGCCAGGCCCUAAGUACCACCUCUUGGCUCAUACCACACUGUCACUGUCGCACGUCCAGGACAGCUUCCGCACGCACGACCUCACCAUCUCCGGCAACGAGGAGUGCUCAUACUGGCUGCCCCUCUACGGCAGCAUGUGUUGCCGCCUUGCAGCCCAGCCUCGCUGUAUGACCCAACAGGUGAUGAGUGGAUGUUUGAAAGUGAAGCAGUGCGGCGGUGACCCUCAGAGCUGGAGAAAGGUCUACGCUGUUCUGAAAGGAACAAGCCUCUUCUGCUACCACCGGCAAGAAGACGUGGAGGCAAAUGUCGAACCAGCUUUCACCAUCGCUAUCAAUAAGGAGACCAGAAUACGUGCGUCAGAGAAAGACCCUCACAGUAAACUUCAGAAUAUCUGCAUCAGCAACCAGUAUGGAGGUGAGGAGGUCACGCACACUCUGACCACUGACAGCCGCGAGGACACACACCGGUGGAUGGAGGCCUUCUGGCAACAUUUCUACGAUAUGAGCCAGUGGAAGCAGUGCUGUGAGGACUUAAUGAAAAUUGAACAGCCAUCACCGAGGAAACCAGCUCCUGUCACACCAAAACAGGGCUCUCUUUACCACGAAAUGGUUAUUGAGUCAUCCGAUGACCUCAGCAGCACUGUGUCAGACAUCCUGGCUCGGAGACUGCAGGAGCUGGAGCUCCGCAGCCAGCUGGGCACCUCUCCCACCUGGAUGUCUCUGUUUGAGGAGAACAACCCGAAAAGCGCCGGUCGCCCACGUCCCUGUACUUCUCGCCUGUCUGGCCACAGUCCCUGCUCCCCUCACCGUCUGCCCCGGAGCCCGAUGAGCCCCCACCGCUGCCCCCAGAUGGGCCUGCUGUCCUCAGACGUGAGUUUGACCUCCGACAGCGACAGCCACGGCAGCACCAGUCCCUGCUCUCAACACCACGGCUGGCCCGAGCCCUCUUCAAACUUCUCUCUCAUGUCAUCCUCCCCCUCCCGUCUGAGGCCGCGCACUCUGUCGCUGGAUGCCAAGCUCAGCACCUUGCGAGGGAGGAGAUUCGGAGGAGGAGGAGGAGGGACCUUCCAGUGCUCCUGCCAGCCUGCUCCUUCCUCCCUGCUCGCCCCUAUACCCAUCUCCGCGCGUUCACCUCUGUCACAGCGCAGCACGCAGACCACGCUCUCCUGCUCCAGCUCCACCUCCAGCAACAGCUCCACCAACAGCGAGGGCAGCCACAGCCCUGAGUCGUCUGAGGGAGUCCCCUUCUCCAGGCCCUCCCCGGCUCGACGCAGCCUCAGGAACCUCAGGGCCAGACUUGAUCCUCGCAACUGGCUCCAAAGUCAGGUGUGAACCUGGCAGACAUUUAAUGUUAACCUGAAGGCAAUAGUCCUCAUUACAUCACGGUUUAACAGGCUUAACGCGAGAACCCACCUCAGGCUAUCUGCUAGGCCCAAUGCACAGCCCUGAGCAGGAUAAGCUGCCUCAAGCCUGCCUCCUGGUGGACGAUAGAUCAUGGAGGUACCCUCCUGGGGCAAACUGGAAUGUCUCCUCACACAAAAGACAAUCACUUCAGGCGUCUCUUCGUCUUUACAGGGUUGCCACAGUUUUGAAGAGGAUCUGAAACUAAAUGGGAGGUACUCUGCUUGCUUUGAGAAAUCAUGGAUGUGCUAGUGAUCAGUGUUCAAGACUUGCUCUGAUUAUCAGGCCACACUCGGCGCCUGCUCUCUAGAACUGGAUAAGGUUGGUUUUGUCCUCAGCCGUCCCGGCCACUCAAACAUUGUUUCAAGGUCAUCUCCAUAAAUGCACUAGCAGCGUUUUGACUGGAGGAUUCUUAUCUGUGUUUUAUAAGUAAAGGUUUGCGGUGUCAAUGCUAUGAAAGCCAGCGGGCAUGUGGCGAGAGGAACGUAAUAAUCAGUCCAGGGUUUUCACAUGUAGACUGUGCGAGUGUGGAGGAGAAGGGUUGGUGUUUGUUGCCUGUACUGUGAUAUCUACGUCAGUGUCAUUUUCUAAUCAGUCCCACAGCAGAUGAUAUUUGUGGUUCUCCUGAAAUUACUAUGCACCGUUUUUGUUGUUGUCGACUUUUUAUUUUUGUUGCAUGAGGAUUACACUAAACAGUUCAAAUGUUAAAACUACUUGAGAUCAUUUUCAACAAUGAUUCUGGUGAAAGCUCAACUUAAUGCAAGUGCUCAUACUAACUGUACUGGUUAUAACUGUGAUCUCUUCAGGGUAAAAAUCUGUGCUCUGCUCUUUUCCUUUUUUCCUUUGUAUCUGCACACUGUUGACAGGCUGAAGUAAAGAAGCCAUGCGUACAUAGAACAAAAACCCUCCAAUUAACUGAAAUUAACCAAAGCUUAAGUAGAAUUGAAAACCCCAAGCCAUACCUCUAGUUGUGCUACAAUGCCUCACAACAGUAUUGUAGUAUUUUAUUGAAUCUUGACUCCUACUAAUGAAAAAUCCAAUAAAAUGUGAAACUAUCAGUUUGUUAUUAUGCAACACAGAAAGAAACUUGGAAACUAUUUUGCAUGGCUGAAUUUAAGAUGACAGUAAUGUUCAAUGACAGUAAAUUAUGAAACUAGGACGGCUAGAGCACAUACAUGUAACUCCGCCAAGGCUAACAGUCCCCUUAAAUCCGAUCAAUCCGCUCCAAAUUGCACACACUCGUAGAUAUUAUUAAUAUUUUCGUUAAGAUCCAUGUUAUUCCCUGUCAAAAAGAGAAAAUGUCAAAAAAUGCCCCCUUAAUUUGGAAGAAAAUAAAAAAAAAAUCCUUGAUGCACCACUUUGCGCCAGAAUGUAAUGGGUGCUUUCUUGGAAGGUUCCACGUCCUUCCACCAAGUUUCAAUUCAGUAGUUUUUGCAUAACCCUCCUUACAGACAGACCAACAGCAAUGAAAACUUAACCUCCUUGGCGGAGGUGACAAAGUUAAGCUUUAGGUUAUUAUACAAGGGUAAGAGCAAACCUAAAAUGGUUUUCACUGCCACCAGUUGUUGCCAUUACAUCAACUCACAGCAGUUGCUUCUUAUCAGGAGAAAAUAAUCGCAUCAUGUCGGGGAGUCUCAGUCAGUGCAGUAAAGCCUCUCCCUCUUCUCUCUCUGUCGUUUGCUGUGGACUUACUUUGGUAACAGUUUCCCUCUCGGGGCUCAGAACUCUCGAAACCAUUUUUACUAAGAUUUUAAAAAGAAACCUGUCAAAUGCUUGGAAAGCAGCGUUUGUUACUGUAAAUUAAUUUUUAUAAGUUAACAAAUAAACCUCUCUUUUGUCUUUUUGUUAUAUUAUUGAUUUUUGUUAUAAAUGCAGCUAUAUAUUGAUACCUGAUUCUCAUGUUGUUAACGGAUGAUGAUGUGCAGAUCUUUUAACUGUUACAAAUAUAGAUAACAUUGAAUGUUAUAUCCUUGCAAGAGUUGUUUCCCCUUGGUAGCAGACUCCGUGUUCUGCAUGUACGCUGUCGGAGAAGGCGAACAGAAAUUGAGAAAUGUGGAAAUCUCAUCUUUAAAUAAUAUAACAUUAAUUAUAAUAAAUGUUUUAUCGACUCAAAA
Molecule: messenger RNA, 4951 nt
Organism: Hippoglossus stenolepis (Pacific halibut)
Lineage: Eukaryota; Metazoa; Chordata; Actinopteri; Pleuronectiformes; Pleuronectidae
Gene: rtkna
Product: rhotekin a
Exons: 12
Coding region: 663-2768 (701 amino acids)
Biological process (GO): septin ring organization; actomyosin contractile ring assembly; signal transduction
Cellular component (GO): actomyosin contractile ring
Source: RefSeq, a predicted model, not a curated record